Drosophila montana is the source of this 1704-nucleotide messenger RNA. RefSeq names its product aldehyde dehydrogenase, mitochondrial. Lineage: Eukaryota; Metazoa; Arthropoda; Insecta; Diptera; Drosophilidae. Gene Ontology annotation, molecular function: aldehyde dehydrogenase (NAD+) activity. The record is from RefSeq and is a predicted model, not a curated record. The transcript has 6 exons. The coding region runs from base 122 to 1579 and encodes 485 amino acids.
CAAAUAAACGCACGCAUAUCAAAGGCAGCCAUAAAACGAAUCCAGAAACCAAUUGCAGCUUCAGUUAAGUGCUAACGCUCAGGCAGUCAAGUUGUCAGUCGCUCAAUUGCAGCUCUUCAAUAUGGCCAAUCCCAAUGCGCAGCCCAAGUACACAAAACUGUUUAUCAACAACGAAUUCGUUGAUGCCGCUUCGGGCAAAACCUUUGCUACCCACAAUCCGGCAACGGGCAAGGAGAUCAUCCAGGUGGCCGAAGGCAAUAAGGCUGAUGUCGACCGAGCUGUGGCUGCCGCCAAGAAGGCCUUUCAUCGCGGCUCCGCCUGGCGUCAAAUGAGUCCGCUGCAACGCACCAAUCUGAUGAACAAACUCUGUGAGCUGAUGGAGCGCGACAAACAGUUUUUGGCCAGCAUUGAGACCCAGGACAACGGCAAACCCUUUGCGGAGGCACUCUUCGAUGUGACCAUCUCGGUUAUGACGCUGAAGUAUUACGCUGGCUGGACGGACAAGUUCUUUGGUGACACCAUACCCGCUGGUGGUUUCGUUGCGAUGACACGCAAGGAGCCAGUUGGCGUUGUCGGUCAGAUAAUACCCUGGAAUUACCCACUGUUGAUGUUGGCCUGGAAAUGGGGUCCCGCAUUGGCCGUUGGCUGCACCAUUGUCAUGAAGCCCGCCGAGCAGACGCCGCUCACAGCCUUGCACAUGGCCGCACUGGCCAAAGAGGCGGGUUUCCCGGCGGGCGUCAUCAAUGUUAUAAAUGGCUUUGGACCCACCGCUGGCGCCGCCAUCAGUGAGCACCCGGACAUUGCCAAGGUGGCGUUUACCGGCUCCGUUGACAUUGGACGCAUUGUUAUGCAGGCGGCAGCCACAACGAAUCUGAAGCGCGUCUCUCUGGAGCUGGGCGGCAAAAGUCCCGUCGUCGUGUUCGAGGAUGCGGACAUUGACUAUGCUGUGGAGACCGCCCAUGAGGCGCUCUUCUCCAAUCACGGCCAGAGUUGCUGCGCCGGCAGUCGCACCUAUGUGCACGAGAAGAUCUACGACAAGUUUGUCGAGAAGGCGGCCGCCAAGGCCAAGGCACGCACCGUGGGCAAUCCCUUCGAGGAGAACACUCUGCAGGGCCCCCAAAUCGAUGAGGAGAUGAUGACCAAGGUAUUGGGCUACAUUGAGAGCGGCAAGCAGCAGGGCGCCAAGCUGCAGGCGGGCGGCAAGCGUAUUGGCAAUGUGGGCUACUUCAUCGAACCGACCGUCUUUUCCGACGUCAAGGAUGACAUGCGCAUUGCCCAGGAGGAGAUCUUUGGACCCGUUCAGUCCAUCUUCAAGUUCAGCUCCAUCGAGGAGAUCAUUGAGCGUGCUAACAGUGUGCAAUACGGCCUCGCCGCCGGCGUCAUCACCAACGACAUCAACAAGGCCAUGAAGUUCGCCAAUAGUGUCGACGCCGGCUCCGUUUGGAUCAAUUGCUAUGAUGCCGUCCUACCGCAAACACCCUUCGGUGGCUACAAGCACUCCGGCAUUGGUCGCGAGCUAGGCAAGGACGGUCUGGACAACUAUCUGGAGACCAAGACAAUUACCAUGAAGCUUCUGUAGGGUGGACAGCAUCUGGUCCUUUUUGUUUUUUGUUUGUAUAUGGAAUAUUUGUAUUUUAUUUGCACAUUCUGGCUUUAUGGUUAGACUAUUGCAUUUCAAUUAAAACUAUUUGUCGAAAACUAAAA